Molecule: messenger RNA, 853 nt
Organism: Peromyscus eremicus (cactus mouse)
Lineage: Eukaryota; Metazoa; Chordata; Mammalia; Rodentia; Cricetidae
Gene: Eloc
Product: elongin C
Exons: 4
Coding region: 295-633 (112 amino acids)
Biological process (GO): ubiquitin-dependent protein catabolic process
Cellular component (GO): elongin complex
Molecular function (GO): protein-macromolecule adaptor activity
Source: RefSeq, a predicted model, not a curated record
GAGUGCGUUGCAUUCUGGGAAUCCAGAAGCCGUAGCUUCUCAUUGGUUGAGAUUUGCUAACGCUAUCUCUUAAAUUGGGCUGUAUUACUGAAGAUAAGGGUCAGAACAACAACGCACUUCCUACAGACACAAGUUUUUUUGCAGAGCGUGUCUUCGCCUUGCCAGGUACCGAUCUCCCGCGCGUUGCAGAAAGCGGCUGUGACGCGACGGAAGUAAUUCCUUCCUGUGCCCCGGAACCCACGGGGGAAACUACUAAAGUUCCUGUGGGAUCAAGUAGAAUUUUAUAAGAACAUAAUGGAUGGAGAGGAGAAAUCCUAUGGUGGCUGUGAAGGCCCUGAUGCCAUGUAUGUCAAAUUAAUAUCUUCUGAUGGGCAUGAAUUUAUUGUAAAAAGAGAACAUGCGUUAACAUCAGGAACAAUAAAGGCCAUGUUGAGUGGACCAGGGCAGUUUGCUGAGAAUGAAACCAAUGAGGUCAAUUUCAGAGAGAUCCCUUCGCACGUGCUAUCGAAAGUAUGCAUGUAUUUUACCUACAAGGUCCGCUACACUAACAGCUCCACCGAGAUUCCUGAAUUCCCGAUUGCACCUGAAAUUGCACUGGAGCUGCUGAUGGCUGCGAACUUCCUAGAUUGUUAAAUAGAAUAAAUUAUAAUAAACUGUUCAUUUUUUCAGUAUUUAAUACCCGUAGUUCAGUUAGUCAUUUUUCCACAUAUAGCAUGUUGCCUGUAUGAAAUUGAACUCUAAAGUUAAUUGCUGAGCAGAUUCCUUCUGUCAUUUGCAUAGCAGAGUUGAAAUUUGUUUGCUACAUCAACAAAUUAAGGACGUUCACAAGCCAAGAAAUAAACAAAUAAUGCCA